AUGGCCAUGUUCGAGGUGCAGCACAACCAUCAUGGAGAGGACUUCCAGCGCUUCUUCCAUAAGGGCCGGAGCUCCAUGUCGGCUAUUGAGGAUAGGCGAGCAGAGGAGUUUAGAAGGCAUGUUUGGGCUGUAACCAUGAUUGAUGACGCACCCUUGAAAGGGAACCGCCAAUCGAUUGACCUUGUUCGCCCCGGACCAAACAAACUGAGAUCAAAGAGAGCUAUUGCUUAUGCGGGAACACCAGUCAAGAAAGGGAAUGAUACACAACCACCGAAGAACCAGCUCAAACUCGACACGACAAUGAAGGAUUCUACUGUGGCAGUCCGACCGGUGCAUCCCCCGUCGUUUGGCUCGGCAAAGGACCUGACGACAGUUCAAGAGAAUGCCAUCAAUGCAUUUCUCGCAAACAACCAAGCCCCAGCUGCCAAGCAAGACCAAUUCGGCCCAACAGCGUAUCCUCGUCCAACAUACGCUGUUCUCGAAACUCCACUGGCCGAUCCUAGAAAAAGUCGUGAUGCGGUACCUCGCAGCAGCAUGACCCGUCCACGAGGGCUAUCCAACAAUUCAGUUUCCACAACAUCGUCUUUUCAAUCCAGAGAAACCAUGAGCUCAGCGAGAAGAAGUCCUUCUUGGGGAAGCAGAACAAGCAUGGAGACAACCGAUUCGACUUCUCAAUGGCGACCCGAGUACAUGUACCAACGACCUAUGCCCAUUAAGAAGCAGUCAUCUUCGAGGCCACCUCUACAGCCAAAUGAGCUAUUCUCACGACUACCCGCCGAAAUAUUAUCAGCUAUUCUGGAACAACUUAGAGACCUCCACCUGGGGGACAAAAGCGGAAGCUGUGCGACUUGCUGGAUGCGCGACGUGUCUAACAUUUCCGUAUCUUGUCGCAAGUGGCACAAGCCCGCCCAAACCGCGCUGUACCAACACAUUCAACUUGUAGGCCCAGAUUCUGCCGUCCACAAAAAGAAGUUCAAGAUGGCGCAGGGCGUCCGGAUCAGUAUGCUUCGCCGCGUCCUCCGCUCUAACCCUCACAUCGCCGGAAUCGUCCGCACGCUCAAAGUCCCGGCGCCCGAGAUCGCAGCCAAAGGCACUGGCAUCGCCGAGUACGAGGAUCUCGUAGCAACGCUAGUUAUGGCAUGUCCUAACCUCGAGAGACUUUCCGGUCUGUCAAUUGUUUACGAGCACUCGUUCAGGAAGAUAUUCCAUGCCUUGUCGACAAGAUCCAAGCUAAAGGAGAUGAACUGGCUUAUACGAGCAUCGCCGCAGCAGAAGCAGCAGCCCACCCAACCGAGUACCCAGCAACUCGGCUUGGUUAUGCCAGAAGAGCUCAAUCCCCUCCAAGAAGCAGCAUUUUUGGCCUCUCAUGAUAACUGGUCGCACCUUGAAACACUCACCAUCCACUGUCUCCCUGGAGCAACUCUGACGCCCGAAACACUUCUCACGUCGACCUUGAACAAGCUCCCUAGCCUCAAGCGCCUUCAUCUCUGUAACCUGCCGCCCAACAGCUUCGACGACGCCACGCUUCUAACUCUCCCGCCGCUUGAAACCCUGACGCUCUCCCACAUCAGCGGUAUCACCUCCAACGGUCUAUCAGCAUUCGCGACGCUAUCUGCCAGUACGCCCCUACGCAAGUUGACUCUUCGGCACUCGCCUAUGACCUCUCUGGCUGUCCUAGCACGCAUCUUGUCCAAUCUGAGAAAUCUCGUCAACUUCUCACUCGUCCAGGCUUUUCCUCCUGUCAUGCCAGAGAACGAUAGUUUCGCACUUUGGAUGAUGCCAUAUCUAGCUAGCAAUAGUCUCCAGACGUUACACUGGGACAUCACCAGCCAUGCUACAUGCGUCAAUGCCGCAGACGACAUCCUUGCCCGGAGCAUCGCCGCGAGUGGUUUCCCUGCUUUGCGGACCCUUCGAGCUCUGAACGAUCCAGACGGCAUCUUCCAGGAUCUCUGUUACCCCGUGGAAAGAAUCGAUCUUCCCUCAGACCGCUUUCGACCUACCGAACAAUCCGAGAGCUCAUCGCCCUUCGCGUUCACACCAAGCUCCUCAGCGAGCCCCAUGUCGCCCACGCGUCUAUUCAAGUCCUCCAACAACUCACCGGCUUCCUCCCCACGGACCCCAGCGUCGCCCUUCAGUGACAUGCGUCGUAAGACCUGCACCAAUCUCCACACCGCACGCCUCGCCGCCCAAGCCCGCCUCGACGCGGCGCGCUCCCGGCCACGCUUCACCGUCAACGUGAUCGACGAAGACGGCACGACCAACGAGACAUUCUCCAUGGCCGGUUUCAUUGGCACGGCUAGAAGUCCUAUCAAAUACCACCUCCACCCUGAUAUGGGCACCACAGACGACAAAGGUGGUCUCAUAGACGUGCGCGACCUUGACUGCGACGCAGGCGAGAGCCUUGCUGGUGGACGAGAAGGCUGCACUGGUCGCUGGAACCAGCGCGAUGGUGUUGUGGCGGACAAGAAGGAGAAAGAAAAAUGGUGGCACACGGAGAGAGGUCGCUGGACGAAAGUGAUGCUGUAA
Fusarium sp. VM40 is the source of this 2526-nucleotide messenger RNA. Lineage: Eukaryota; Fungi; Ascomycota; Sordariomycetes; Hypocreales; Nectriaceae. The record is from the annotation of a GenBank genome assembly.